This is a messenger RNA of Grammomys surdaster, 4138 nucleotides long. RefSeq names its product MMS22 like, DNA repair protein (gene Mms22l). Gene Ontology annotation, biological process: double-strand break repair via homologous recombination; replication fork processing. Gene Ontology annotation, cellular component: nuclear replication fork. The transcript is spliced from 24 exons. Lineage: Eukaryota; Metazoa; Chordata; Mammalia; Rodentia; Muridae. The coding region runs from base 161 to 3883 and encodes 1240 amino acids. The record is from RefSeq and is a predicted model, not a curated record.
UGAGCUUCUCUGGUUUAACUUUCUUUGCCCGAUGCAUGCUGAGGGCACAUUUUGGAGCUCUGAGGUAGCCCCUUAUCUUUCAUCUUCUUGCACCUUGUCUUUGGAGCCUUAACGAUAACUGUACGGAACCGCGGUGUCAUUUCAGAGCAUGAUGUAAAUAAUGGAUGGCUGUUCCGCAGCGUCUGUCUUCUUGACUGACAGCUUAGAGCUGGAACUGGGGACAGAGUGGUGCAAACCCCCCUGCUUUUCUUGCGCUUUUGACAACAGAGAGGGAACAUUUUCUGGAGAGUCCUACCUUGCCAGUGGCGCCCUUAAGCGGUUAAUUUUAGAUCUUGAUCCAUUACCAACUAAUUUUGAAGAGGAUACAGUAGAACUGUUUGGCAUCCAGUGGGUUACUGAGACAGCACUAGUCUAUUCAUGUCGAGAGCUCUUUCAUUUAUUCAGGCAACAGAUAUUUAACUUGGAGUCCUUGUUACAAGUCAACUGUGAUUUUGGGAAGAUAGCCACCUUGCACGCCAAAGCAGACAGUAUUAGACAGCAAUGUGUAGUGUUUCUUCACUACAUUAAAGUUUUCAUCUUCAGGUAUCUGAAAGUACAAGAAGCCGAGCGCCACAGUCUCCCUGCCCAUCCCUAUGAGGCUUUGGGAGCUCAGCUUCCUUCCAUGUUGGUUGAUGAGCUUCGUGGAUUACUUCUAUAUAUUGGACAUCUAGCUGAACUUCCCAGUGUUACUCUAGGAGCAUUUGUAAAUCAAAACCAGAUUAAGCUCUUCCCUCCAUCAUGGCAUUUAUUACAUCUCUACUUAGAUAUUCAUUGGCUGGUGUUGGAAAUACUGCACAUGCUGGGAGAAAAAUUGAAACAAGUUGUUUAUGGUCGUCAGUUUAUUAGUCAGGCAGGUGACAGUUUAACCAAUGUCAGUCUCUUUGAAGAACAUUGUGAACAUCUUUUCUGUGACUUAAUAUGCCUGUCACUCAACAGAUAUGACAAGGUUAUGCCUUCAGAAGCAUUAAUGAUUAGUCACUACCCGUGCUCCUGUGUUAAGGAAUUAUGGGUUCUACUUAUUCACCUUCUAGACCACAGAAGUAAAUGGUCUGUUGCAGAAUCAUUUUGGAAUUGGUUGAAUAAACUACUUAAAACACUUUUUGAAAAAUCAAGUGAACAAAGAAGACCUGUUUCCCUAACCCAGGCCAAGGACCCAUUAGGCUUUAGUUGGUGGAUUAGUGUUCAUGUAGCAUCAUUGUACCAGAUUGAUCGCCAUGGUGUAUUAGACGAAAUGAGACAGAUGGAAUCGAAUUGGAACUUUAUAGAAGAACUUUUGAGACAGUCCGUCACUGUUCAGGAAAGUAUAGUAGAAGAACAGUUACGAAUGCAUCUUCAUUGUUGUUUGACACUUUGUGAUUUCUGGGAGCCAAAUAUUUCAGUUGUAACCAUUUUAUGGGAGUAUUAUUGUAAGAACCUGAAUAGCUCCUUCAGUAUUUCCUGGCUUCCUUUGAAAGGCCUUACUAAUAUCAUUAAGUCACCACUGUCGAUGCUUACACUGGUGAAGAACUGCUGUUGUGAUAAACAAGACCCUAACCUGUAUAAAUCCAGCAGCAGUUACAUCAUCUUUCUUUGCAUUUUGGCAAAAGUUGUUAAGAAAGCAAUGAAAAACAGUGGCCCUCAUCCUUGGAAACAAGUUAAAGGAAGGAUAUAUUCUAAGUUUCAUCAAAAAAGGAUGGAAGAACUAACUGAAGUUGGCCUACAGAACUUUUUCAGCCUUUUUCUACUGUUAGCAGCUGUUGCAGAGAUAGAAGAUGUCGCAAGCCAUGUUUUAGACCUCCUUCGUUUCCUCAGGCCUGCCUCUGUGUCACCUCAUAGAGCCCUUCUUUGGAAGGGUCAGAUGGCAUUUCUCCUGAUGUAUGCCCAGAAAAACUUGGACAUUGGUGUUUGGACUGACAAACUAUCAUGUGAAUUCCAAGAGAAAGCAAAGGAAUUCUUGGUAUCUAAGAAUGAUGAAAUGGUACAGAGACAUACUCUAUGGACAGUGCUUUGCAUCUAUAUCGAUGGUGUUCAAGAAGUAUUUGAGACCAGCAGUUGUUUGUAUCCUUCUCAUGAGCAUCUUCUCAAUGAUGGAUUUAGCAUGUUACUGCGAGCCUGUCGAGAGUCUGAACUCAGGACAGUGCUGAGCUUUCUACAAGCUGUUCUGGCCAGAAUCAGGAGUGUUCAUCAGCAAUUGUGUCAGGAACUUCAAAGAGAGAAUGUGGACCUAAUUGUACAGUCUUCAUUAUCGGCUAAAGAGCGCCCCCUGGCUGCCGUCGCCGGUGCGCUGUGGAGGCAUUUCUUUUCCUUUCUCAAGAGUCAGAGGAUGACACAAGUCGUGCCCCUCUCCCAGCUUGCAGAUGCCGCUGCAGAUUUUACUUUGUUGGCAGUGGACAUGCCAAACACAGCACCACCAGAUCUUCAGCCACAGCCAGUUAUAUCAAUAAUUCAGCUUUUUGGUUGGGAUGAUAUCAUCUGGCCCCAAGUUGUAGCAAGAUAUCUAAGUCAUUUGCUACAAAAUAGCACAGUAUGUGAAAUACUUUCUCAGUCAAGUUGCGUAUCUUUUCAAUCCUUAACUAUAAGAUCAUGGAUCCGUUGUGUUUUGCAAAUGCACAUAAAACACCUCUCUGAACCUGCUUUGCUGAUUGAGAUGAAUCCUGAACAGGCCAUGGAAAAAGAAUACAUGGAACAACUGGCUGAAAUGACAAGAUUACUAUUUACACUCUCAGAAGUAAGGAAUAUCUUCUCAAAGGCUCAAAUAGAAUAUUUGCCCAGCCCAGAAGACCCCAAACAAGCACUUAUUCAAUUCCUUGAGGCUGUUGGUGUGACUUACAGGACUCUCCAGACAUUAACUGAUAAAUCUGUCAUGGUCACAAAGUCCUUAGAAUACCUUGGUGAAAUAUUAAAAUACAUAAAGCCUUAUUUGGGGAAAAAAGUUUCCAGUGCAGGAUUGCAGCUGACUUAUGGGAUAAUGGGAGUUCUUGUUAAGUCGUGGGCACAAAUCUUUGCCACCUCUAAAGCACAGAAAUUACUGUUUCGGAUAAUAGACUGUUUAUUGCUGCCACAUACAGUGCUACAGCAGGACAAGGAGUUGCCUGUACCCAUGCUGACUGCAAUUCAGAAGACUCUUCCUCUGUAUCUACAGGGUAUAUGUAUUGUGUGCUGCCAGUCUCAAAAUCCAAAUGCCUACUUGAAUCAGUUGCUAAGGAAUGUCAUUGAACAGUAUAUAGGGCGGUUUCUCCCAGCCUCGCCCUGUGUUUUGGAUCUUGGACAACAUCCUGUUCUGUUGGCACUGAGAAAUCCUGCCUCUGUUCCAUCAACGAUGCCUCUAAGGAAGCACAUUGUCCAUGCCAUAAGGAAAUCCUACCUUGAGUUUAAAGGGUCAUCACCCCCUCCUCGGUUAGCAUCCGUAUUGGCCUUCAUCCUCCAAUUCUUCAAGGACACUGAAAUGGGUGUUUGUGACCUUGAACUACUCCUUCCUGGCAUCAUGAAGUGUUUGGUGUUGGUAAAUGAACCCCAAGUUAAAAAGCUGGCCACAGAGAACCUGCAGUGCUUGGUAAAAACCUGCCAAGUGGGGUCAGAAGGAGGACCUGCCACCCAGCUGACUUCUCUGUUUAGGCAGUUCAUUCAGGACUAUGGUAUGCAAUACAGUUAUCAAGUAUAUAGCAUCCUAGAGACAGUGGCAACGCUGAGUCAGCAUGUUGUUAUCCAAUUGAUUCCUACCCUCACUCAGUCUCUGAAGGAUUCAGAGCUCAAAUGGGGCCUUGGCAGAAAUAUUGCACAGAGGGAAGCAUAUAGCAAACUUUUAUGCCGCCUAGGACAGGUGGGACAGGAUGAGAAGCAGAGACUGGAAAGUGACAAACUGUGAUGCUGCUGCGUGGUUCUUCCUUUCUGUGAUGUCUCUGUCUAAAGCUGCUUUGUGCCACCCCAGCUGGUACUGUAAUUACUAGUGUAAUGUUGUAUCAAAAAUAAUUUCCUUCUGCCUGCAUGUAUGAAAUAAAUAAACAUAUAUAUAUGGAGUGAAGGCUAGUUAGUAACUGUAUAAUAGGAUACUAGGAACUCUGUAAAACUCUGCUCUAUCUUGAAGAGAUUUUUAACUAAUUAAAGACUUUUUGAACCAAAA